CAUUAUAACCUCUCCGAUUUGGAGCUCAUCUUGUCCCAAAACAAUUCCCCAAUUUCGUUGUUUUGAUCCGUCAUUCUUCCCGGUUGAUCGAGCUCCUUCAGAAUAUCAAUUAAUAUUCACUCUACACCCCUGAAAGAUUGUUUGUCAUGUACUUCUUGUAAAACAACCAGGAGAUCAACGAUCAAAGGGAUAAAUGGCCAAUCUUCAAGACAUAGGCGUUUCUGCAACAAUCAACCUUCUCUCUGCAUUGGCCUUUCUUGUAGCAUUUGCACUAUUACGGCUUCAACCAAUCAAUGAUCGAGUGUACUUUCCCAAGUGGUAUCUAAAGGGAAUAAGGGGCAGUCCAAGACGUUCGGGACGUGUGCACAAUUUUGUCAACUUGGACUUCAAUAUGUAUAUUAGGUUUCUAAAUUGGAUGCCUGCAGCAUUGAAAAUGCCAGAACCUGAGCUCAUUGAACAUGCGGGACUUGAUUCUGCUGUGUUUGUUCGAAUUUACCUUCUUGGCUUGAAGAUAUUUGUCCCUGUAACUUUUCUUUCUUUUGCUGUUCUGGUGCCUGUCAAUUGGACUGGGGAUACCUUAGAGCAUGCCAAAGGCUUGACAUACAGUGAUAUUGACAAACUCUCAAUAUCCAACAUUCCAGCAGCAUCAAAAAGAUUUUGGGCGCAUAUAGUCAUGUUUUACGUCUUCUCAUUUUGGACGUAUUAUGUUUUAUACAAGGAGUACAAGCUUAUAGCUUCCAUGAGGCUACGGUUUUUAGCAGCUCAAAAACGACGUCCAGAUCAGUUUACAGUCCUUCUGAGGAAUGUUCCUCUUGAUCCUGAUGAAUCAAUCAGCAAGCACAUUGAACAUUUCUUUUUUGUAAAUCACCCCGAUCACUAUCUGACACACCAGCUUGUUUAUAAUGCAAAUUACCUUGCAAAGUUGGUUGAAAAGAAGAAGGGUUUACAGAAUUGGCUUGUAUACUAUGAGAACAAGUAUGAGAGAAGUUCUACGCAAAGGCCCACUACAAAGACAGGUUUAUGGGGACUGUGGGGAACCAAGGUGGAUGCAAUUGAGUAUUAUUCUACUGAGGUCGAGAAGUUAAGUAAAGAAGAAGAUAAAGAGCGAGAGAAAGUUUUAAGCGACCCCGAUGCCUUAAUUCCAGCAGCAUUUGUGUCAUUUAAGACAAGAUGGGCAGCAGCUGUAUGUGCUCAAACACAGCAGUCCAGUAACCCUACAAUUUGGUUGACAGAAUGGGCACCUGAACCACGUGACCUCUUUUGGGAUAAUCUUGCUAUUCCAUACGUAAAUCUUGCAUUACGAAAAUUGAUCAUGGCCGUUGCUUUAUUUUUUCUCACCUUUUGCUUUAUGAUACCCAUAGCUUUUGUUCAAUCUUUGGCGAACAUAGAGGGAAUUGAGAAGGUCUUUCCAUUCUUGAAGCCUAUAAUUGAGAAGAAGGUUAUAAAGUCUGUCAUCCAAGGAUUUCUUCCCGGAAUUGCUUUAAAGAUUUUCCUAAUUCUUCUUCCAAGAAUUCUCAUGGCCAUGUCACAAAUAGAAGGUUUUACAUCCCUCUCAGCGUUAGAUAGGAGAACAGCUGAGAAGUAUCAUCUGUUCAUUCUAGUCAAUGUGUUUUUUGGAAGCGUUGUAACAGGAACAGCAUUUCAGCAGCUUCAAAAGUUCCUUAACGAGCCCUCAACAGAGUUCACAAAAACAGUUGGUGACUCGAUUCCAAUGAAAGCUACAUUUUUCAUUACUUACAUAAUGGUUGAUGGUUGGGCUGGAAUUGCUGCAGAGAUUCUCAGAUUGGUUCCACUGGUCAUGUUCCACCUGAAGAAUGCAUUUUUAGUUAAGACAGACCAAGAUAGGGAUCAAGCAAUGGAUCCUGGUUGCUUGGACUUUCCCGUAUCAGAACCUCGAAUACAGCUUUAUAUCUUGCUGGGGUUGGUUUAUUCUGUUGUCACACCAAUACUUCUCCCUUUCAUCCUUGUAUUCUUUGCUUUCUCCUACUUGGUUUAUCGUCAUCAGAUCAUUAAUGUAUACAACCAGAAGUAUGAGAGUGGUGCAGCGUUCUGGCCCCAUGUACAUCGUCGAGUAAUUAUUGGCUUAAUGAUAGCCCAGCUUCUUCUGAUGGGAUUGUUCAGCAUGAGAGAGGCAGAACAAUCAUCAGCAUGUCUUGUUGCACUACCUAUUUUGACCCUCUGGGUUCAUAAAUUCUGCCAGGGGCGUUUUGAGUCCGCCUUCGUCAAGUUUCCCUUACAGGAUGCAAUGGUGAAGGACACACUGGAAAAGGCUACAGAACCAAAUUUAGACUUGAAAGCUUAUUUAAAGGAUGCUUAUGUGCACCCAGUUUUCAAGGACAGCUCGUUAGAACAAAUAACAUUCAUUGAUGAUGAUGAAGAAAGCAACUCUCUGGUUCCUACAAAGAGAACCUCUCGGAGGAGUAGUAAGUUUCCUUCUGAAGACAACUCUGAGUCAGAUGCGUAGGCUAAAAUAUUAUAGCAAUGAACUUAGAAAAAGAAGCAUCUUUACACAUGAUUUUAACUGAAAAUAUCAUUAGAGCUAUUACACUCUUUGAUGUA
Cucurbita maxima (winter squash) is the source of this 2559-nucleotide messenger RNA. RefSeq names its product CSC1-like protein At4g02900. Lineage: Eukaryota; Viridiplantae; Streptophyta; Magnoliopsida; Cucurbitales; Cucurbitaceae. The coding region runs from base 194 to 2464 and encodes 756 amino acids. The transcript is spliced from 12 exons. Gene Ontology annotation, cellular component: plasma membrane. The record is from RefSeq and is a predicted model, not a curated record. Gene Ontology annotation, molecular function: calcium-activated cation channel activity.